AUGAGCUGUGGCUCCAAGCAGAGCUCUGCAGGCUGCCUGCGCGGCAGCGGUGGUGGUGGCGGGGCGGGCAGUAAGUCCUCCUCUGCCUCCUCACACCAGCUCGCUUCUAGGACGAGUGGUGGUGGCAGGAUUUCUGGCAGCAGUUGUGGUGGAGGAAGUUCCAGGAGCAGCUACAGCCUGGGAGCUAGUGGUGGGAGCUACGGCAGGAUCCGGCGCAGUAGUUACGGAGGAGGGAUGAGCGGUGGAUACUACGGAGGGGGAAUGGGCUGCGGCAGCAUGGGAGCAGGCUUUGGGCCGGGGGGGAGCGGGUUUGGCGCGGGGUAUGGAGGGAGCUUCGGUGCAGGUGGUGCUGGUUUCAGCGGUGGCAGCUUUGGCGCCAGUGGCUUUCACGGAGGGAUUGUGGGAAUUCUCUCCAGCGACGAAAAGCUGACCAUGCAAAGCCUCAACGAACGGCUGGCUUCUUACCUGGAAACGGUCAGAAAUCUGGAAAUGAAAAACGCUCAGCUUGAGCAGCUCAUCAGGGAGUGGUACCAGAAGCAUCAGCCUGCUGGUGCGAAGGACUACAGCCACUACUAUGGCCAAAUUGCAGACCUGCAGAAUCAGCUUGUGACUGCGGCUGUGGAAACCCACAGGGUCCUUCUGGACUUGGACAACACCAGGAUGACUGCAGAAGACUUCAGGAUAAAGUACGAGACAGAGUAUGGUCUCCGGCAGAACGUGGAGGCCGACAUCAACAGCUUGCGACCCUUGUUGGACAACCUCACUCUGAACAGGUCUGACCUGGAGAUGCAAUUUGAGUCUCUGAAGGAGGAGAUGAUUGACCUCAAGAAGAACCACGAGGAGGAAAUGAAAUUGCUGCACACACAGUCGAGCGGUGACGUGAGUGUGGAGGUGAAUGCUGCUCCAGGAGAGGACCUGCUGAAAAAACUGAAUGAUAUGAGACAAGAAUAUGAAAAUAUAAUUCAGAAAAACCGUGAAGAGGUUGAAAGGUGGUAUGAACGCAAGAUGGAGGAAGUGAGUCAACAAGUCCAGUCAAGUAGCCAGGAAAUGGAAUCAAGCAACCAACAGAUCUCUGAGCUGAGACGUGAAUAUCAGAGCCUGGAAAUCGAGCUGCAGUCGCACCUCACCCUGGUACAGGCUAGGCAAUCCAACCUGGAGGACACGGAGCGUCGCUACAACAUGCAGCUGCAGCAGAUCCAGGGGAUGAUCGGCCCCUUGGAGGAGGAGCUGGCCAGCAUCCGCUGCGAGACGGAGAGUCAGAACGAGGAGUACAAGAUGCUCCUGGGCAUCAAGACCCGCCUGGAGCAGGAGAUCGCUCAGUACCGGGCACUGCUGGAGGAAGGGCAGCAGGACAUCAGCAUCUCCCAGGGAGGAGCUGGUGGUGGAUCCGCAGGAGGAGGAGGUCAUGGAGGAAGCAGCUGGUCUUCUGGAAGAGGAAGCAGUGGAGGAGGAAGUAGCUGGUCCUCAGGUGGAGGAAGCAGUGGAGGAAAAACUGGAGGAUCCUAUGGGAGAACUUCCUCUUCUGGAAGUGGAGGAGAAGGGAGUGGAGGAAGAACCUCAGGCGGUGGCUGUGGUAAAACUUCAGGUGGAGGAGGUGGCAGUGGUGGAGGAGGAGGAGGGGGAAAAUCCUGCCUCUCCCGCUCUUCAUCCUCCCAGUCUGGUAAGUCCUGUGAGAGCCAGGUUCCAGGCGGCAGCGAGAACAUGAAGCUGUGCCUGGAAGGGAAUAAAACACUGGAGAGAGGAGCAACGAUGGAGGAAGUGUCUGAGGCCAUAAAAACGAUGAGACUGGGUAAGGCUCCAGGCCUUGGCAGCACCUCAGACAAAUACCUGAGAAUGUCGAAAACGAACAGGAAGUUAUAA
Messenger RNA from Apaloderma vittatum (bar-tailed trogon), 1860 nucleotides. Its product is annotated as keratin, type I cytoskeletal 15-like. The record is from RefSeq and is a predicted model, not a curated record. Gene Ontology annotation, molecular function: structural molecule activity. Bases 1 to 1860 code for a protein of 619 amino acids. Gene Ontology annotation, cellular component: keratin filament. The transcript has 8 exons. Lineage: Eukaryota; Metazoa; Chordata; Aves; Trogoniformes; Trogonidae.